AUGAAAAAUAAAAAAGAGUUUUCAUUCGAAAAUCCAAACAGUAAUUUGUGUGUGGAUAUAAGACGAGUGAAGCUGAUCAGUCAUUCAGAAUGGGAACGUUUAAACAAACAGUUUGGCAGUGAAUCAAUUGGAGAAGCAAAAAUAGAAGAGAAGAAGCUGGAGAUGGAAAAAAUUAAAGCGCAAUCAAAGGAAAUGGUUAAGAAUUGGACAAAUACAUUUUUGGGUGCAAGACAAAAGAAGUUAGAAGAUCGUGCCAACCGCAUAGCCGAGAAAGAAAAAGCAAAACUGGCUAUUGAUCAUGAAGAGGAGAAGUUUCAAGCUGAACAGCGAAAGAAAGCGAUAGAAAAAGCAAAGUUACAAUUAUAUUACGAAACUGAUCGUGUCAGAAAUUUACACUGCGGUUUAAAUCUAACAGAAACCCUUAAAGAACGUGAUAUGCAAUUGGAAUUUAAACAAUUGAAGAAUAAUUUAGAAGCAAAUAAAGAAAAGGCUUAUGUACAGAAUAUGAAGAAAAGUAUUGAAGAAGAUAUAAAAAAAAGACAAGAAGAAGCUGAGAAAAGACGUGAAAAAAAUCUACAGGUAGCUCAAGAACUAAAAGCGCAAAUAAAAGAGCAUGAAGAAGAAAAAGAACGACAGCGAGUUCAAAUGAAAGCUGAAGGUGAUGAAUUAAGGAGAAUAGCAAUCACAGAUCAUCUUGAACGUGAAAAAUUGGAACAAAUCUAUCGUGAUCAAAUGCACAGGCUAACAAAAGAAUUUUCUGAUCAAAUUGAUGGUCAUAAACAAAUGAAAGAAAUAGAACGGCUAAGAGAUGAGGAACUUGAAGAACAAUGUCGAUUGUUUGCAGCAGCUAGAAUAAAAAUGACAAAAAUGCGCAUGAUGAAAGAACGUGAAAUUUUCAAGCAAAAAGAAGCUGAACUGCAAAAGAUACAAAAUUAUUUAACAGAAAAGUUGAGAAGUGCCAAGGAUAAUGAAGAAGCGCGUUUAAAUAGAGCAACAGCUGAAAAAGAAGAAAUCUAUCAACAAAAUGAACGACAUAAACUUGAAAAACAAACUAAAAUUAUUCAGGAAAUUAGUAAGCAUAGAAGUGAUGAGAUGGAAAGGCGUAGGAAAGAACUAGAAAAAGAGAAAGAAACAGAAUACAAUGAAGUACGCGAGAGGAUAGCAGCAGAUCUGGCCUUAGCUGAGUACGAAAAUUCAUGUAAAGCGAAGAGAUUAGCAGAGAAUAAAUGCUUAUCUAAACAGUUAUUACAAGAAUCAAUUUAUAAACGGGAAAAUGCUGAGGAAGAAUACAGAAAAGAAAUUGAAAUGGUCGGUAACCAAAAUAAACUUAUUCAACUAGAAGAGAACAUCUUUCAAGAUUACGCAAAUAGAAUCAUAAACCACUGUAAAGCGAAUGGCAGGAACGUUUACCCCUUAGAGAAAGCUGCACAUACUGGAUUAAUGACUGGUUUAAGCACGGGUUUACCAGGGAAACCAAGUUUAGUUGAUAUAAAUCAAGUGAAUGAUAUUCAAAAUUGCAGUGUUACAACAAAUUCAACUGAUCAAUGUUUCAGUGAGGAUAUAAACAAAAAUAAUGAAAAGAAUGAUGUUUUAAACGUAAAGAUGACGAAUAGUACUUAUGAACGUUUGGGGUUUAUUUGGUAA
Heterobilharzia americana is the source of this 1644-nucleotide messenger RNA. Lineage: Eukaryota; Metazoa; Platyhelminthes; Trematoda; Strigeidida; Schistosomatidae. The record is from the annotation of a GenBank genome assembly.